Molecule: messenger RNA, 2872 nt
Organism: Megalobrama amblycephala (Wuchang bream)
Lineage: Eukaryota; Metazoa; Chordata; Actinopteri; Cypriniformes; Xenocyprididae
Gene: thraa
Product: thyroid hormone receptor alpha a
Exons: 10
Coding region: 517-1773 (418 amino acids)
Biological process (GO): thyroid hormone receptor signaling pathway; positive regulation of transcription by RNA polymerase II; cell differentiation
Molecular function (GO): nuclear receptor activity; RNA polymerase II cis-regulatory region sequence-specific DNA binding; zinc ion binding
Source: RefSeq, a predicted model, not a curated record
GUGAACCUGUAGAGAGCAGCAUUUGAUAUAAUCACAUACUUCUAUACCAUCAGCUCUUCCUUACAGUAAAGGGGGCGGAGCGAUUAUAGUAAAGCUCGUGCAUUUUCCUGUCGUGGCAGCCGAAACAUUAUCGUUUUCACACAUAGCCAAACAAAUUAUGUUCUAACUGCUUCUAAGUGGAUAUAUUCCGAAUGUAAACUGUUAUUUUAACUAGUUCUCAGCGGUUUGCAAGCGUAUCGCAACGCGCUGAACAGCAAUUCGCGACGAAGACCGGUCGUUAAGGAGCCUGGUGGGACUUCAGUGUACCAUUUCGCGUUUUGGAAGCAGGUUGUCUUUAUUCAUAAGGAAGUGGGUAUAAAGGCGUUUGAUUCAGAGCCAGAAAUACAUUCGGGGUAUGUCACCAUGACCCGUCCUAUAGCAGUUGACUGAUACUGACCCUGCAUAUGCUGAGCAAAGCGGCGAGGGUCGGGUCCGCCUCAGUCUCAUGUGAUUGGAUGCUGGAUGGAAUCAAGGUGAAUGGAACACAAAGAGCAGGAGCUUAACCUGCCAGAGGGAGAUGAGACACGGUGGCCGAAUGGAGUGAAAAGAAAAAGAAAGAAUAGUCAAUGCUCUAUAAAGAGCACGUCUGUGAAUAGCAUCUCUGUUCUAGGGUAUGUUCCCAGCUACCUGGAGAAAGAUGAGCCAUGUGUGGUGUGCGGGGACAAGGCCACCGGCUACCAUUACCGAUGCAUCACAUGUGAGGGCUGCAAGGGUUUCUUCAGGAGGACAAUACAGAAGAAUCUUCACCCUUCCUAUUCUUGUAAAUAUGACAGCUGCUGCAUCAUUGAUAAAAUCACCCGCAACCAGUGCCAGCUGUGCCGUUUCAAGAAGUGCAUCUCGGUGGGCAUGGCCAUUGACUUGGUGCUGGAUGAUUCAAAGCGUGUGGCCAAGAGGCGUCUGAUCGAGGAAAACCGGGAACGGAGGAAGAAAGAGGAGAUUGUGAAAACGCUGCACAACCGACCUGAGCCCACUGCCUCGGAGUGGGAGCUCAUUCGUAUGGUGACGGAGGCUCAUCGCCACACCAACGCCCAGGGCCCUCACUGGAAACAGAAACGCAAGUUCCUACCAGAAGACAUUGGGCAGUCUCCAGCACCAACAUCAGACAACGACAAAGUCGACCUGGAGGCCUUCAGUGAGUUCACCAAGAUUAUCACCCCUGCCAUCACACGAGUUGUGGACUUUGCCAAAAAACUGCCCAUGUUCUCAGAGCUGCCCUGUGAAGACCAGAUUAUCCUGCUGAAAGGCUGCUGUAUGGAGAUCAUGUCCUUGCGUGCAGCGGUGCGGUAUGACCCAGAGAGUGAGACGCUGACCUUGAGCGGAGAGAUGGCUGUCAGUCGAGAGCAGCUGAAGAAUGGAGGGUUAGGAGUGGUGUCUGAUGCCAUCUUUGAUUUAGGCAAGAGCCUGUCACAGUUCAACCUGGAUGACUCAGAGGUGGCGCUGCUGCAGGCUGUACUGCUCAUGAGCUCAGAUCGUUCUGGACUCACAUGCGUGGAAAAGAUCGAGAAGUGUCAGGAGAUGUACCUGUUAGCAUUCGAGCACUACAUCAACCAUCGCAAGCACAACAUCUCUCACUUCUGGCCCAAGCUGCUGAUGAAGGUGACGAACCUGCGCAUGAUCGGUGCCUGUCACGCCAGCCGCUUCCUGCACAUGAAAGUGGAGUGUCCCACAGAACUCUUCCCCCCGCUCUUCCUAGAGGUCUUCGAGGAUCAGGAGGGCAUAACGACAAACCGGUGAUUAGGAAAGUGGUGUUGUUUUGGGAAGGAAAAGAAAAACAACAAGGACUUUUAGCCAUAUUGUACCCUACAUCUUUACUGAUUUUGAAAGUAGGAAACUUACAGUCUCCCUAACAUCCUUGCAAGAGGAAAUGAAAUGAGCGUCACUUACCUCUCCAUGUCUUCAAACAGACUCUACCUCACCCCUCAUCCCUGCAUACAUAUUCCUGCUUAAACCUGUACAUAAACGUGCACAUUUACACUAAAAUUCACAUAAAUGUGAUAGCAACCUCGCUCAUAUGUGUAAACUGCUUUCCCUUUCACUUGUGAUGUGGGACCAAGUGUCAGUCUUGUUCCCUGUUUCUGAGGACAGUAAGAAUGUGCGAGGCUGAAUGAAUUUCGAUGUGCUGUAACAGAGCUAACCGAUUACUCAGCAGAUUAUUUUGCUUUAAGGAAGCGCUGGAGAGGCAGCACAGGAAGAUGGCUCCUGCAUAAGGCGAACCUCAUUCCGGUCCCCGUGCCUCCAAACCCGACCCGUUCACGUGCAACCGUACAUCUCACGCAAGAACUUUACAUAAACUCUUGCCCAGCAAAGGACACAGACAGACCCCCAAAGCAUCACUUCAAAUGGUUUAACCAGUUUAUUUUUUUUCUGGUUCAAAUGCAUAGCAGGGUCCUUUUUGACCGUGUCAGUAUGGCUCCAGGAAGUGACACAGAGGAACAAUAGGGCAGAAAGGACAACCUCACUGUGACUAGCUAAACUCAGGCACAGAGCUCCCAUGAGGCCCCAGGCCAUGCACCUGACUCAGGCUCAAUCCUACCCACCAGCACUGCAGACAUGCACUGCCCCCAGUCUCAACCUACUGCACCAGCAAGGGUCAGCUCAGCUGAGCCCUGCCCACAGACCCUGCUUUUGAUAACGGGGAAUCAGGAAGCCAUUUUUUUUUUUUUUUUUUUUGCUGGAUGUACAAACCUGGUUUACAACACUUUUAUUAGAAUAGAAUUCAGUCCUUUACACCUAGCCAGAUUGUGAAUAUGUUGACUGAGAUUUUGACUCUUAAAGGGGUCAUAUCAUGAUAUUUUGAAAUAAAAGUUUAUUGUGGUGUGAAACCAUACUGUAA